Molecule: messenger RNA, 957 nt
Organism: Strongyloides ratti
Lineage: Eukaryota; Metazoa; Nematoda; Chromadorea; Rhabditida; Strongyloididae
Exons: 3
Coding region: 1-957 (318 amino acids)
Source: RefSeq, a predicted model, not a curated record
AUGACAAAAUUAGGUUUUGAAUCUUCUAUUAAAUUUUUAAAUAAUAUACUAAAUUUUGGUAAAGAAUAUGAAGAGUUAGGUUGUUCACCUUCAACAAUUCCUGGAAUCAUUUGUAAUAUAAAUUAUGAAACAAGAAAAAUAUGGUUAAGACCUAGUGAGACAAAUUAUUUAAACAAAAAACUUUCAAAAUUAUUAAAUAAAUGGAAAGUUAAAAAUAUCAAACCAUUAAAAGAGUAUGAAAUAGAUAAUAAAAAUAUUUAUAUUUAUUGGAAAAUUAAUGACGAAAUUGGAAGAUGCUUUAUAAUCAAAAGAAUAAAUAAACAACCAUUAAUUCAUUAUAUUGAUAAUGGAAAAAUUGAAGAAAUGUCAAAUGAGAUUAAAAUUUUUAAAAUAGAUAACGACAUGAUUUGUGGUGAUCUUGCCUAUCCACUUUGUUUUGUACUAGAAUAUUUACCUAGUGUUUAUUGUGAAAAAUAUGAUAUACCAAAAAUAUCAAAUUUUGAAAUUGAAGAUUUCAUUCACGUAUUCAUUAUUAAUUGUCCAGGUGAUUAUGUUUAUGGAUUUGGUACAUCAAGUAAAAAUACAUUAUCUUUGAUAGAAAAUAAUUUUAUUAAAAAUUAUGAAAUAGGAAAAAAAUUAGGAAAAGUAAAAUAUUUAUGUAAAGGAAAUGAUACAUAUGUAUCUAGUAAAUCAACUAUAUUUCAAUUUUAUGAAAUAAUUGAAGAGUAUGCUGAUUGUUUUGUUAUUGGAGUUCCUGAUGAAAAACAUAUAUAUGUUCGUUCUAUUAACCUAUCAAUUGGAUAUUUAUUUUUUUUUCAAUAUUUAAAUAAAUUUUAUCGUAAAGAAAAAAGUAGAAAAGAAUUGAAUGUUAACAAAAUAGAUAUUAAGAAUUACCGUGAAAUUUAUGUUUUUUAUGACUCCUCAACAGAUAACUUUUAUCGUACCAACCAACAUUAG